UCUAUACGCGCUCGUAUUUUUGUUCCUGUGUCAAAAAAAAACGGCUAACUUGCUAACUACGGGGCAUUUUAGCCGUUAGAAGUUAACACGCUAACGUUGUAAGAGACGCAGGAAUUUCUUUUAUUUUAGCCGUGCCAGCUAUUUUGCAAGAGUCUUGGGGCAAACCGGUCGAACAAAGUUAAGAAAUUGCCAAGGCCCGAAGCUAUCUAGGUUAAAGUUUGCUAGUUAGCUAACGCUAGCUGUCUAUAUAUUUUUUUCUAAUUUAGAUACGCGAGCAGGCUGACGUCAGGUUCUGGUUCGGCUAGCUAGCUGACAGGAUAGUUUUUAACAGAAGUUCAUUAGUGUUGGGCCUUAAUAUACGGACUGUCAAACACUUUAAAAUUCCGGUUUGAUCUUAUUGAAGUUAUGUUUGAUCCUGCCGAGGUCCCAUAGUGAUACGGCUAGCUACGUUGCAGUUUUCAUCAACAUAAAGCUAACGUUACCGAGCUAGCUUGCUAGCUUAGGUUAGCUAGCUACGUACCCGCAUCUAAUUUUCCGCGCGGCGAGCCUCGGAUCAAGCCCUGUUCGCACUACUCUCAGCGCUUUGCUGUUUUACCGGUCGAAAUGAACUCAAAUGUAGAGAACCUGCCCCCUCAAGUUUUGAGACUAGUAUACAAAGAAGUCUCUGCACUGGCAGCAGAUCCACCAGAGGGAAUUAAAAUCUACCCAAGUGAAGAAGAUAUCACAGAGCUUCAUACAGCUAUUGAGGGUCCAGAAGGGACCCCAUAUGCAGGGGGAGUGUUCAGGAUGCGCUUAGUCUUGGGGAAAGAUUUUCCUGCUGUACCACCCAGGGGCUAUUUUCUGACCAAGAUUUUCCAUCCGAAUGUUGGACACAAGGGUGAGAUCUGUGUCAAUGUACUGAAGAGAGACUGGAAGGCAGAGCUAGGCCUCAGGCAUGUUUUAUUGACCAUUAAGUGCUUACUGAUCCAUCCCAAUCCUGAAUCUGCUUUGAAUGAAGAGGCUGGGAGGUUACUGUUGGAAGACUAUGCAGAAUAUGCUUCUCGGGCUCAUCUCCUAACUGAGAUCCAUGCUAUGGGUGGGAGCUCUGGAGCCCUUCAGGAGCCUGGUGAUGGACCCCAGCCCAAGAAACAUGCAGGAGAUCCAAGCAAACGUGCAAUUGCAGCUGGCGCUGCAACAAUUGCUGGGGCCACUGGGUCAAAUAGUAGCACUACCAGUGGCACAAGCAGUAGUAAUAGUACUGUAGCAGCAAAAAAGAAAACUGAUAAGAAAAGAGCUUUGAGGCGGCUAUAACAAUAAAUCUCUUCCUUUUUGUUUAAUUUUUUGUUAGUCUUUUUGUCAAUAUAAAUAUUACAUUGAGCAGACCAUAUUUUUCCCCCUUUUCAUGUUUUUCUGCCCUAACACAUUUUUUGAGCUGUUCCCUAUGAAACACUACUCAGGAUUCAUGUUGAUUGGCAAUGUAUUUCACUCAUAGAAGGAGAAAAUAGUUGGGUUUUUUUCUGGGAGGAGAAAAAGGAAAAGAAAUCAAGUGUAAUUUGAGUAUCUGAGUUUUAACUUGAAAGUACCCUUUACAUCCAUGGCAAUAUUGUUUCCCCUUACCCUCUUUAACUUCAUGAAGGAAGUGACAACUUUCCAUUUUCUUUAAUCUCCUGGUGAGAUUUUAAAAUUUGUAUGAUAUUCAAGUCCUGCUAACAAUACAGUAGGGUUAAAUCUAGGAAAGUUCUCAAAUGCAUCCAGAUCUGCAAUCAUUCCUUUUUUUCAUCCAUUUAGCCAAAUGGUCAAAAAAUAUAGCUCAAUUGGUCAAAAAUUUGGCAAAAUGGUCAACCACUCUUGGAUUGCUGAGGGUGUGUAUUACAUAUUUGGGGUACUUCUGCUUCUUAACAGGGUUAUCCUAUUUUUAUCAAACUUGACUGAGAUAUGUCAUUGUAAUAGGACUAAACAUUGGGUGGUGUUUUAGGGUUUAUAGUAUUUCUUUGAACAUGUGAUCAAACAUUUUUAAAACAUUCGUUUCAGAAAACCUUUCAGGUGUUCCACAGACAUUCGCAGGGUGAGUAAUGUUUAUGGAUAAUGAAGUCGCCUAUGGAGUUCUGCCUCGGGACGUUCAGUCCAGGUCCCUUGCAGGCUUGUCAGCUGAGUGACCGUUAUUUUUAUGUGAGAUUUAUUCAACGAGUAAGGUAAUUCCAGGCUGCAUGAAUAGUAAUGUGUGUUAUAUAAAAUGGAGCUGAAUUGUAAAAGCUGCAGAUGCUGUGAAAUAUGGAGUCAGUUUCAAAGGGAAUUGUUGCAGUUUCCAGGCAAUACUACAGGCAUAUUUGGUGUGUGAGUGUGAGCGCGCUCGCGUGUGUGCAGAUCGAUGUAGUAAAAAUGUAAAGAUUAGCGAAAAAGGAAGGGGUUAAAAUGUGGUCUAAAUAUAACUUUACAAUGUCUGUUGAUGUGUUUUUGUGUGUUCUCUUUUGUGAUUGAAUAAACUUUUAUAUUUUU
Electrophorus electricus (electric eel) is the source of this 2475-nucleotide messenger RNA. RefSeq names its product ubiquitin-conjugating enzyme E2S (gene ube2s). The record is from RefSeq and is a predicted model, not a curated record. NCBI's taxonomy places the organism in Eukaryota, Metazoa, Chordata, Actinopteri, Gymnotiformes, Gymnotidae.